Molecule: messenger RNA, 666 nt
Organism: Protopolystoma xenopodis
Lineage: Eukaryota; Metazoa; Platyhelminthes; Monogenea; Polystomatidea; Polystomatidae
Source: the annotation of a GenBank genome assembly
AUGCUGGCCGGAACCAAUCCCGGCCCGGCGUUUGUCUGCCUCCAAGGUACAACCAACACAUGUCCAUCUGAUCCGAAAAACAGCUUGACCUGCGUCACCUUGACGACUCAUUUCCGUCGACACCGGCUCGAGGUGGUCCCGACGGUGUCCGACUACGAGUCCCGCGGAAGGCGGCCGAGGAGGUCGCCUCCGCAAAGUGGUCGCAUCCCAUCUUUCGACCGCCGACUCGUCUCCUUCCGGCCGCCCCAACCCCCUUCUCAUCGCGUCGUCGGGCUCCAGUCACCAAGGGUCGGAGGUCAGGCUCUUCCUUCAAGGGCCGGACGUGUCGUGUUGCCUGCGUCUGUCUUCACGUUCAAGCAGCACCUGCGCCCCUUUUGUCCGCUUCACGAACAAGCCUUGCUCAUCUCGCAGCGACAACGGCUGCGGUCAGCCUCGCCCGACCGGUUUACCUCUCAAACGGUCUGUCCACGCGGCAGAUUCUCCUUCUGCCAUGGUUACCAGGCCUGUCAGUCAGGCGGGUGUGGAGACGGGGAGUUCUCGUGGCGGCCCCGGUCUGCAAAGCCACGACAGCUGCCUUCACUUUCUGGGCCACAUGGUACAGAUGACCCUCGUCCCACUGCCCAGCCAUUGCUCAGUCCAGCUGCUUUCCCAUUGGCCGCUGUUUAG